Molecule: messenger RNA, 2538 nt
Organism: Alternaria burnsii
Lineage: Eukaryota; Fungi; Ascomycota; Dothideomycetes; Pleosporales; Pleosporaceae
Exons: 3
Coding region: 1-2538 (845 amino acids)
Source: RefSeq, a predicted model, not a curated record
AUGCAUCUCAUACUUACUGGAGCGACAGGGCUGAUUGGCGCGUCUGUGCUCGACAAUAUGCUUGCACAGGAGAGCAUUAGUCGUAUCUCGAUCCUGAGCAGACGGCCUGUCAAGAUGGCCGAAGGACAUGCCAAGGCGAAAGUCAUCAUUCAUACAGACUUCAACAGCUACGACAAAGUCUUACUGGAAGAUCUGAAGGAUGCACAGGGUUGCGUGUGGGCCUUGGGCGUGUCACAGAAUGCUGUCAGCAAGGAGCAGUAUGUCGAGAUAACGCACGAUUAUGCCAUGGCUGCUGCGCGCGCCUUCUCUACCAUGCACCCAGACUCGCCCUUUACGUUUGUCCAUGUCUCAGGCGAGGGCGCCACGCAGGCGCCAGGCACCUUCACAUCGCUCUACGCACGGGUCAAAGGACAGGUAGAGUCGGAGCUGCUCGACUUGGGCAAAUCGAAGCCCAUGUUCAGGGUGUACAACGUCAGGCCAGGGGGUGUGGACUGGACAAAGCAUACGGCGAUCCAUCCGUUCAUACCGCCGCAGGCUGCGUGGAAGAAGGCGAUGAUAGCGCCAAUGAAUCUAGUCUACAAGGCUAUGAUGACGCCAGCGAAGGAGAUGGGGGGCGUCAUGACGGAGCUGGCCAUGUCGCGGGGCGAAGGGUUAGAGGGCAAGGACAUUGGCAUGGAGGGGCGGCUGGUCUCCAAUGUAGCCCUCAGACCUCCCAGCCAUCGCCUCAUUUCUUUCUGGCGCGACUGCAAGUUUGACACGCCAUACGAUCAACCGCCUGCCUGCCUUCUCUGCUCGACUGUCUCUCCAGAAAUCUUCUCCGCCAUGGAUUUCGACGAGGCGCCCCCGUCGUCACCACCGCUCGCGUGCACCACCAUGGACCUCCCACCCAACCCCUUCUUUGAGCGCAAAUAUACUGCCUUCACUACCAAGUCAAGCUCGCCGCCCCCCGUGUUUUCCAGCGAUGACUCUCGCGAAUCUGUCGAUGUGAGCAACUACGAAUCCCCUCGUAUCCACAAGAACAAACGCAAGGGCGCGUGGUGGGACAGUCGCGAGUCUGCCCACACGACCCCAGAGGUGAAGAAGACGAAAUUCGAGCGCAACUUUGACUCUGGCAUCUACAUGCUCAGCGAUGCCACCAACAGCUCCGAGGAACUACCUCCGCCCCAGUACAUGUCGCCUUACAACAUGAGGAGCAAGAUGCCGCUCAAGCGCGCCCCCAAUCCAAAUGCCUCUGAUGACCAAGACAUGAACAUGGACAGUACCAGUGCUCCAACAGCGGAGCAAGCCUUCGUUCAGCAGAUGGACCAUGGCAUUGCGCGGAACCAGGAAUCCUAUGACUUUGACGGCCAGGGCCUCGAGGACAGCGAUAUUAGGCACAUCGGCAACCUCAAAACCGUCAUUAGCGACCCGCCCGUCCACGACACCGAGCUCCCCACGGCGGGGCAGUACCGAUCUCUCCUCCCCAAACUCCAGAUCCACCUCAGUAAGAACAAGCUCUGUCGACUGGUUCCAUCUCUGUUCGACCUUGCAGAUCUCACUGGUCUCUACCUGCGUCAGAAUGAGAUUGAAGAGCUUCCGCAACAAAUCAGCCGUUUAUCUAAACUCGAAACCUUGGACGUGUCUCUCAACAAGCUAAAGUACCUCCCCUUUGACGUCAUCUCUCUUCUCUCUCCACAUGGGAACAUGACCCGCCUCACUCUCAUGGGAAAAGAUCUACUCCAGCCCAUGUCUUCUCACAGAUUCGCAGUCGCCGACUACCAGAAGCAAGAGCAAGCGUCUCUUCAUCACACCGACUCGCUGCCACUCGAUGAGGUGCGGCAAGACGCAAGCAGUCAACUUGCGCACUUGUACCAAACUCUGGCGACUUGCAAAGACCGCGACCAAGCAGUCUGGCGGAUCCGUUAUUUCGAGUCCUGGACAAACUCUUUCGGUGGCGUAGAUGAUACCAGGGAAUGCAAUGUUGAACAAGACGUUGGUUUCUAUCCACACCAUCCCUCUCUGCCCUUAGAUGCUAUGAACGAUAGCCAAGUGCUAGCCCACGCACCACGGUAUAUUGCCAGGACACUAGUGUCGUACUAUGACCAGAGUGGCAACGUUCUCAAAGGAUCUCCGCGGCUUCCUUGUUCCAACGAAGAAGAAUAUCCCGUCAUUGUCGAAACCAACCAAGGUACAUACGGCGUUCCUUCUUCACCUUGGUUCACCCCUCCGUCUACAAGCAGAAUGUCCUCUCUCGUCACAGCUAGCUUAUACAGGGGACUCAAAUCUACGAACAUUGGUACCAUCCGUGCGUUCCUCGAUUCAGAUUUCCUCCCCGUCGUGGAAGCCAUCCUCUCGCAAGCAGAGGAGAAUGCCGCUGACGGGCAUGGUAUGUUCCGCAGAUGCCAUACUUGUCACAAGGAGUACAUUGUGGCACGCGCCGAGUGGAUUGAGUUUUGGAGUCGGGGAGGCAAAUUCGUUCCAUUGAAAGCCAGCGUGUGCUCCUGGGGCUGUGUACCUGUAAGCAUGGUGCAGAGACCGCAGAAAGAGUUGGCGUGGUGA